Cucurbita moschata (crookneck pumpkin) is the source of this 1351-nucleotide messenger RNA. Its product is annotated as UDP-galactose/UDP-glucose transporter 2-like. The transcript has 7 exons. NCBI's taxonomy places the organism in Eukaryota, Viridiplantae, Streptophyta, Magnoliopsida, Cucurbitales, Cucurbitaceae. Gene Ontology annotation, biological process: transmembrane transport. Gene Ontology annotation, cellular component: Golgi membrane; endoplasmic reticulum membrane. Gene Ontology annotation, molecular function: transmembrane transporter activity. Bases 293 to 1351 code for a protein of 352 amino acids. The record is from RefSeq and is a predicted model, not a curated record.
UGUGUGUCAUGAGUUAGUGUGCGUGUAUGUGUGCAUUACGAGAAAGGCCAGCGCAGAGCUUAGAGUGUAACGUGAAUAGAGCUCCAGUCCUCGCCACCGUCCCCAUCGCUUACGUUUCUUUAUAACCCAUUCUUCAAUCGAUUUUCUCUCUCUAACAUGCAAGUUCCUUCACCCUCCAACGUUAUGCUCGAUUCCUGUUCUUGAUUCCAUCGAUUUUUGUUUCUCUGAUUCUUUCCUCAUUUUGCCGUUUCUGACCUCUUUCCGCCUCUUUCAUUGGGGGAAGAUCGGCGUUAUGAAGAACGAGGAGCAGAUUCGGACUCUGUUUGGGAUUUCCCUCACGGAUAGGCCUAAAUGGCACCAGUUCCUCAUUUGCUCUUCUGGAUUUUUCUUCGGCUAUUUAGUUAACGGCAUCUGUGAGGAAUAUGUCUAUAACAAGCUGCAAUUCAGCUAUGGAUGGUACUUCACAUUUAUUCAAGGAUUUGUGUAUCUGUUUCUGAUAUACCUCCAAGGCUUCACUGCCAAGCAUAUGGUGAACCCUUGGAAGACUUAUGUCAAGCUUUCUGCUGUGUUGAUGGGUUCCCAUGGCCUCACCAAGGGGUCUUUGGCCUUUCUUAACUAUCCUGCUCAGCUCAUGUUCAAAUCUACAAAGGUUUUGCCAGUGAUGAUAAUGGGUGCCUUCAUACCCGGCCUCAGACGAAAAUAUCCCGCUCAUGAAUACGUUUCUGCUGUACUUUUGGUUGUGGGUUUGAUCAUCUUCACUUUAGCAGAUGCACAAACAUCUCCAAACUUCAGUAUUCUUGGCGUGGUCAUGAUAUCGGGUGCGCUAAUCAUGGACUCAUUUCUUGGAAAUCUGCAAGAAGCCAUCUUUACCAUGAAUCCUGAAACCACACAGAUGGAGAUGCUCUUUUGUUCUACUGUAGUUGGCUUGCCUUUCCUGAUCCCACCCAUGCUUCUCACUGGAGAAUUGUUUAAAGCAUGGACUUCAUGUUCUCAGCACAAAUACGUAUACGGUGUGUUAAUUUUUGAAGCCAUGGCAACCUACGUCGGCCAAGUCUCUGUUCUUUCACUCAUUGCCCUAUUUGGGGCAGCUACUACAGCCAUGAUAACAACUGCUAGAAAGGCAGUGACAUUAUUGCUAUCUUACUUGAUAUUCACAAAGCCAUUAAGCGAACAACAUGCGACUGGUCUGCUGCUCAUAGGCAUGGGGAUCUCGCUGAAGCUCUUACCUGAUUACAAGCCCAAAAACAGAGCCUCUUCAAAUGCCAGAACUUCCAGACCUGCUAACAAUGACAAUGAAAUGACUCCUCAAAUAGAAAGUGAAAAAGAUGAAGAAAGAAGGCCAUUGGUUUAA